AAAGAAGGUGGCUAGACAUAAAGAAAUUAAAAAGUACAUAAAGAAAUGUAUGCUUGUAAAAAUUUAGCAUGAAGCUGAGGAAUAGUUUUUGUGUGUGUUCUUGGUAAUGGAAGUUAGGAAAGUACGUGAAGAUAUAUUACGGAGCAACAUUUCAGAGUAUUCAUGGAUUUUGAAGAAGAGGACCAGUUGACGUAUGACGGGCCAGGCAACAGCUGAGGGAUCUCCCUGUUCUCAUCGUCUCUCUGUGAAAUCUCAGAAGGAUGAGCGGGAUCGAGCAGAGAGUGUGCUCAGCAGGUCUCAGUCAGUGUGUGAUGAUACGUCCUCUGAGCUUCAGCGAGUAGCCGCUCUAGAGCCUCAGGAUGGGCCAUCCAGACACUCAUUUAGAGGGAGAGGAGCAUUGUCCAGAUUGGUGAGUCUUGUGGUCAUUCUGAGAGACUGGGCACACAAGAGUCUGGUAGAAGAGGAGGAGAGACCAGAUUCCUUCUUGGAGAGAUUUCGUGGACCUGAAGUACAGGCCCCUCCAAGCAGAAGCAGCAACAACCAACCAGAUGCCAACGGCAACACUAAAGGAAAAACAAAGAAGAUAUGGGAGACAUUUAUUAUUUCAGCCUCUGAUGAUUUAUACUAUUACUGGCUGUUCUUCAUCGCUGCAGCUGUGCUCUAUAACUGGGUUCUGCUUGUGGCGAGAGCAUGUUUUGAUGAACUGCAGUCUGAAUAUCCCAUUGUCUGGCUGGUGUUGGACUAUAUGUGUGAUUUUGUCUACAUACUGGAUUCAUGUAUGCGGCUGAGGACAGGUUACCUGGAACAAGGACUUCUGGUGAAGGACCUGGUAAAACUCAGAGACAGCUACAUUAAAACAUUUCAGUUCAAGUUGGAUGUUAUCUCCAUCCUCCCUACUGACCUAGCAUACAUCGCCUUGGGUAUCAACACACCACAACUACGUUUCAAUCGUCUCCUGCGCUUCUCCCGCAUGUUUGAGUUCUUUAACCGAACAGAAACGAGAACCAACUACCCAAACAUCUUCCGUAUCUGGAACUUGGUGCUCUACAUCCUGGUCAUUAUUCAUUGGAAUGCCUGUAUCUUCUAUGCCAUCUCAAAGUCUUUGGGAUUUGGGUCUGAUGGAUGGGUUUAUCCCAAUGUCUCAUCCACAGAGUUUGGAUCUCUAAAACGGAGUUACGUGUACUGCUUCUACUGGUCCACACUGACGCUAACCACCAUCGGUGAGAUGCCACCACCUGAACGGGAUGAGGAAUACGUGUUCGUUGUGUUUGAUUUUCUAGUUGGAGUCUUGAUUUUUGCCACCAUCGUUGGUAACGUCGGUUCCAUGAUUUCCAAUAUGAACGCCACGCGGGCAGAGUUCCAGGCACGCAUUGAUGCUAUUAAACAUUACAUGCAUUUUCGCAAGGUCAGCCGCAACCUGGAGACACGUGUCAUCAAAUGGUUCGAUUAUCUCUGGACCAAUCAGAAAGCAGUGGACGAACAGGAAGUCUUAAAGAAUCUUCCCGACAAGCUACGAGCAGAAAUUGCUAUCAACGUUCAUUUAACCACUCUGAAGAAAGUUCGAAUCUUUCAGGACUGUGAGGCCGGGUUGCUAGUAGAGUUAGUUUUAAAACUACGACCUCAGGUAUACAGUCCUGGUGAUUACAUCUGCCGAAAAGGAGACAUUGGAAAGGAGAUGUACAUUAUUAAAGAGGGAAAGUUAGCAGUUGUUGCAGAUGAUGGAGUGACACAGUUUGCAUUGCUCACAGCUGGAGGAUGCUUUGGGGAAAUUAGCAUCCUUAACAUUCAGGGUAGCAAAAUGGGAAACCGCCGAACUGCCAACAUCCGUAGUAUUGGCUACUCUGACCUCUUCUGCCUUUCAAAAGAUGACCUUAUGGAGGCGGUGACUGAAUACCCAGAUGCUCAGAAGGUCCUUGAGGAACGUGGAAGGGAAAUUUUAAGGAAACAGGGGCUUUUGGAUGAAAGUGCUGCUGCACAGGGUGGCAUUCUCGCCAUGGACACAGAGGAGAAGGUGGAUCGGCUGGAGUCCUCGCUGGAUGUUCUACAGACCCGUUUUGCCCGAUUGCUAGGAGAGUUCACAGCCACUCAAAGCGGAUUAAAGCAAAGACUCACAGCACUUGAAAGACAGUUGUGUCAUACAGGGCUUGGGAUUGUUUCAGAUCAGGAGAUGGACUUUGAAAGUGAUGGCAACACAUCACACGAUAACUCAACCUCACAGACACGCACACAAACAGACACUGAAAGGCCAAGCAACACAGACUCCCAAUGGGAAAACCCUCACUCACGCAGGAACAGCAGAGGUCAUGACUAAAUUCAAAAGGAGACUUGUGCUUUUUUAAAGGAUGGGCAAUAAUACUCACUAAAUCUCAUUAUCAGUACACAAGUCAAACAUGACUAAAGUAAGAGUAUCCCAGAAAAAGUAGUCCUGGUGUGUAGAUAAGGAGCAUACUUCAAGGUGUGCAAAACUCUUUUUUAAGAUAAACUUACUGGAUUAGAUGGUCUAGAUCAGUAGAUCUCAACCUGUUUGACUUCAAGGCAAUAUCUGAGUUUCCCCAAUUUCUACCCAAUAAAAUAUUUUAGAGCUUGGCAUUAAUAAACGGAUGUAGCAUAUAUUUGUUACAAACAUAACCACCAGGCACUAAAAAUCUAUAGAUUAUUGGUGUUUUAUCAUAUUUCAAUGCUUGUUUUGUUUUUAAUUUAUAUUGUGGCCCCUUCCCCUUGAUUAAAGAGCCUAUAUUAUGUUGCUAAAAGAAUGUUAUUUGGUGUAUUUGGUGUAAUGCAAUGAAUUCAUGUGGUUUAUGAUUCAAAAAACACAUUAUUCUCAACAUACCAUACAUUAUUGUUGCUCCUCUAUGCCUUGCCUCUCUGAAACUCUUUAAUUUUGUACAAAGCACAUCAUUCUGAAAGGCAUGUUGUGCUCUGAUUGGCCAGCUAUCCAUU
Molecule: messenger RNA, 2940 nt
Organism: Paramisgurnus dabryanus
Lineage: Eukaryota; Metazoa; Chordata; Actinopteri; Cypriniformes; Cobitidae
Product: cyclic nucleotide-gated cation channel-like
Biological process (GO): monoatomic cation transmembrane transport
Cellular component (GO): intracellular cyclic nucleotide activated cation channel complex; plasma membrane
Molecular function (GO): cGMP binding; intracellularly cGMP-activated cation channel activity; intracellularly cAMP-activated cation channel activity
Source: RefSeq, a predicted model, not a curated record